Messenger RNA from Closterium sp. NIES-65, 1303 nucleotides. The record is from the annotation of a GenBank genome assembly. Lineage: Eukaryota; Viridiplantae; Streptophyta; Zygnematophyceae; Desmidiales; Closteriaceae.
AUGGCAGCUAUCAGUGCCACCCUGCCAGCAGCCAUUCACAGCUCAGUUUCACUUCGCUGCGACGCGGCUUUCAACCCGCGCCGCGUGUACCCCGACGUCUCCCUUCCAAGGACGCGCCUCGUUGCGAGGACCUCCCGUAGUUCGUCCGUCACCGCAUCUUCUCCCUCGAAUUCGGGUAACUUGGCCGCCUUUCAACCCCCCUCCUCCUCCUCCCCCUCCCCCUCGAAUACAGCCCCCUCCUCCCCUCCCACUCUUCCCGAGCCGCUCAUUCCUCUCGGCCAAUCAGAGCUGCGUGUGUCACCGCUGGGAAUCGGCACACUCCAAUGGGGCGAUCCGCGGUCGGGCUUCGGUGAACAGUACUCCGCUGCUGACCUGGCAGAGGCCUUCCGGGCGGCGCUGGCGGGCGGCAUCAACCUGUUUGAUUCUGCAGAGGUGUUCGCUAGAAGACCUCUUUCCCCUCUUUCCCCUCCUACCCCUCCUCUUCCCCCUCUUCCCCCUCUUCCCCCUCUUUCCCCCUCCCUCCUCCCCUCGCAGGUCUACGGCUACCAAAGCAUCCCAACUGGGAACUCCUCCGAGCAGCUUCUGGGAAGGUUCGUGGCGGAGGAGAAGGCGAGAAGGCUCCAGGAGGGGAGCGACAGCUCGCAGUCCCCGGCGCCUGUAGCAGCCUCCAAGUUCUUCACCAUUCCCUGGACCAACCUGCUCGUGGGUGGCGGGCUGCGAUUCGGCCGCCAGUCGCUGAUAGAUGCUCUCAAGGCGAGCCUGCAGCGCCUCGGCAUGGAGCGAGUUGAUCUCUACCAGAUCCACUUCCCCUUCCCCACCAUCAGCAACGCCACGCUAAUGGACGGGCUGAAGCAGGCGCAUGCAGAGGGGCUGGCCACGGCUGUGGGGGUGUCCAACUAUAACACACAGCAGCUGCAAGAGGCGCAUUCCCUUCUCAAAGCGGCCAGCAUCCCCCUGGCCUCCAACCAAGUCAAGUUCAACCUGUUGGACCGAGGUACAGAGACUAGCGGCCUGCUGCAGGCGUGCAAGGACCUGCAAGUGUCGCUCAUAGCCUACUCGCCCCUGGCAUCAGGCCUGCUCACAGACAAGGCCCUCACACGCUCAGACAAGGACGCCGUGCGGGUGCGUCCCUUGCUGGAGCUUAUGAGGGCUAUCGGGGAGGAGAAUGGCGGCAAGAGUGUGUCUCAGGUCGCCCUUAACUACAUCAUGUGCAAGGGUGCCAUUCCCAUCCCCGGGUGCAAGACAGCAGCGCAUUCCACAAGCCACCUGGGCAGCAUGGGCUGGCGCCUUACACCAGAGCAUG